Molecule: messenger RNA, 3491 nt
Organism: Episyrphus balteatus (marmalade hoverfly)
Lineage: Eukaryota; Metazoa; Arthropoda; Insecta; Diptera; Syrphidae
Product: myb-like protein P
Exons: 4
Coding region: 447-3425 (992 amino acids)
Source: RefSeq, a predicted model, not a curated record
CCUAUUUUAGGUCUAACGUUUUCAAAUCCACUACUGUAAAUGUACUUUGAUACGCUUUUAUACUUGUAUUGUGGCUACAAAACUCAUUGUACUUCAAUUUGGAUGAUUCGAAAGAAUAGGAUAAAAUCGAUACCGUAACUAGGAGCAGAGCCCAAACAACAACUGGUUGCUAACCAAGGACUUAACCUAGUGCAAAACAAUAAUUAAUGUACAUGACAUUCCCGUUCUGUACUAAUGCUCCUACAUUUCAGUUUGUUCAUUUCUGUGUUUCGUAUUGUAUCCAUUGAGUAGCUCUAGCUGCAGGAAUACAGGACGUCGUUUCGUCCACGUCUCUAUCACAAUCUGAAUUUGAAUCUGUUGAACUGCUGUGCAAGGCAUAAAAUAUUUAAACUGAAAAAAAAAGAAAAAAAACCCCAACAAGCACUCAAACAACAACAACAAAGUCAAUGAGGAUGCAUCCUCAAUCGGAACUGGAAAAUUAUAAGUUACAAGUGGAGCUGCUCCAAGAGAAGCUACAUCGAAGUGAGGAUAAUCGCCAGGAGCUAGAGAAAAAAUUGGAGCAGAUAAUGAAAAAGCGAAACGAGCAUGAGAGGACAUUAAGGUCAAGAAGUCAACUAAAGUAUCAACAAUUCUUGGAUGAACAGAAAAAACGAAAUGAACGUAAUCGGAAGCUUGUGGAAAUGUUGGAGCGUAUAGACCAGCAGGCAGCAGCAUUAUCAGCAAGAAGUGAGCGACUUAAAAUGAUGAAGCUACAAUAUGAGCUAUAUUUCUCAAGACUCGUACAAUCAUAUUCAAUGAAAACACUUCAAAACAUUCCUGCGGUUUCACUACGUACCAUUCAGAGGUCAUCUAAUUUAAAUGCGACAUUAAGACCCGAUGACAAAAAUGUCGCCCCAGAGGCCUUCCAAACAUCCUCUACGUCCUUGUCGUCGUCGUUCAACAACACAUCUCAGUUUCAAAGAGUACCUAUACCUGUGGUUGUACCAAUAUCAAAUGAACAAAACCGAUGUCAACCCAGUUGGACAUUUGCUAGUGCCCCACCAGGAGUUCUAAUAGCGCUUCCCAACAAUGCAACUCUUCCCAUGUCUACGUCGUCGUCGUUGUCGGACAACGUUGAAAAUAAGAAAAUCCAAUCCAACUUUUGUUUUGAUUACUCUCAGUUUCCCAUUGGUUACCUUCAGGCAGCAGCUACAACAUCAACUGUCCCAAUGCAAUAUAAUGUGGGCCAAACAUCCUACUUGCAACACCCAUUCCAGCAUCAACAUCAGCAAAAACCAUCAGCAGAAAGACAUACCGAACCAUUGUUCGCAGCUGAUGAUGACAUUAAACAAUCCAGACCGCACUUUGAGUUUAGAGUUGGUGUUGAAACCCCUUCGUCGUUGUCGUCGUCUAUUCCAUUUGCCGAUGUUAAAACUAAUGAAACAAUUUCAAAUAGGACGCAAUCUAACCAACUGAUUCCCGAACAACCAGUAUGUGGCAAUAAACCCAAGAAAUACGAUGAUUUAGAGUUCAAUGAAGACAAAGAGAAUGGCCAGGAGUCCCAAAACUUUAAGCAAACUCGAGGACCAAUGUUCAAUAAGGAUUUCCAAGUUUCCCAUCAAAGUUUAAAGGUUGAUAAAUUACCAAACAUAAAACUGAAUAACUCCUUCCAACAGCAGCAAGAACAGGAGCAAAGGAGGUUUGUACACGAAGGAAACAUACCUAAUACCAUUGAUUUCCGUACCGACAACGACAACGACGACAACAAGUACAUCAAAUAUAUAAAAGAAAUGGAAGAAACGUACGACGAGAAAAAUGUCCCCGUUCCCAUUAGCUUGACUCCUCAAGAGCUCAGCAUUGAUAACAUCACGACAACACUUCAACUACAAAAAAUCCAACAAAAAACACAAAAAAUCGAUAAAACGAAUGUCGGAGACGAUGAAAAAAUAAACGACAUGGAUGACAACGAAAAGAACACUUCAUCGUCAUCGGCCUCCUCAGCUCCUUUGGAUGGUAAAUGUAGCAUAGAAAGUAUUGGUGAUGAAGCCCUUACUUUUACGAAGAAACCAUUCGAAUAUAAGACCCAGAGCCAGAGCCAGCCCCAAGAACACAUAUCUAAUACUGCUCCUGCCAGAAACAUAGAUCCCAGUAGGGAUACGGAACAAAUAACUUUAUUUAAUGGCACAAAAAAUUCCAAAGAUGAAAGCACUCGAGCAAGUAAUAGAACCACUGCAAUUAUUGAUGGUGAUGUAGGUGAAAAUAAAGAAAACACUGAAAAUACACGCAUGGAUCCCAAUUCCAAUGUCAAUCCCAAUUCCAAUACUAAUACAAGCAACAACAACAACUACCGCCCUCUACAUUUUGAUAAGAAGGAAAAAAUGUCGAUUGAAAAUAUAGAAACUGCCAUUUAUGGAGAGCUCCUCACGAAACCUGACAACCUAACUUCUUCUGAUACUGCUGCUGUUGCUGUCUCUCAACCCUUACCAUUGGUGACGGAUAAUCCAAGAGGAAACGGAGGAGACGAUAAGGAAAUUGAGCAAAAUUCUCAGAAAACUAAGGGAUAUGAGUUUACUAAUUUAGAAAAGGACUCCUCAUAUGAACAGGAUCCGGUAAUGGGGGAUGAGCUAGAGCAUCAGCAAGUGGCACCAUAUGCAACGGAAAUUGAGCAGAUUGAAGCGAAACAUGAUGCACUGGUGGAAAACAAUCAGGAAGCGUAUCCUUAUACUGAUAAUGUGGGAUCUAUAGAAGAACAACAAUAUGAUUACAGUUAUUCAGAUCCGAAUGCAGCUACUAUUCAAGAGGGUGCGUCUCAGCAGGAAUACUCUUACACUGAAGAUGGGCAAGUUGCUCAAGGUGACGAAAACUACGCUCAAGACUACCAAAAUUACGAUGCUUCGCAAUAUCCAGCUGAUUAUGACCCUAAUGCAUAUCAAUAUGAUUACAAUCAGGGUCAAUACGAUGAAAAUAAUCAACAACAGUAUGCUCCUGAAGGAUAUAGUCAAGAAUACCAACAAGAUCCUUAUGCAGGGGAAUACGCCAACUACGAACAGGUUGCAUCCAACGAAGGUGAAACUUCUAAUCAGACUUAUGCCGAAGGAGAUUAUGCACCAGUAGAACAAGAGGCUGGUGGAAAUCAAAUUAAAGAGAAUUAUUCUGCAGAGCAGGAAGCCUUCAAUACGGAUAAAGCAGAUACGCAAAAUUUUGAAAACGUUGCAGAAACGUCAUAUGAAGAGAAGAUUGAACCAGAACCAGAUCGUAAUUUAGAACCUGAACAAAAAGUAACACAACCUGCAUCAAUACUAUCUACAGAGAAAAAUAGCGAUCUGGCAUCGAAGAAGAAGAAAAGAGUCAACUUUGUUGACAGCGAAACUGAUGAGAGCUCCACUACCGCACAGAAACAACCAGGAGUUUCGAGUGAAAGUGAUUUUGACUUUUCAACUAAUUAAAUAAACAAAUUGUUAAAGAAAAUUGUUAAUUAAGAUUAAUUUAAUAAAGCGUUUUACUAAUACAUA